CACCAUCAUUCACUUCCCUACAAAUCCACAUAAAAGAUAGAACUAGCAUUACACAACAAAAAUGACCAUCACUCCUCUAUUCUUCCUCUGCUUCAUAAUCCCCCUUGUACAUAGCAAUGUUCAAACACAUUCAGGUCCUUCAUCACAUAUUAUGCAUUCUUUCCAUGAAGACAGAAAUGGCUCUAAAUUUUCAUGGCAUGGUUCUUGCACAAAAAAAGACAUAAGCAUUUCACAAAGUAGAGAGACUCUAAGUGGAAUUCCUCAAUAUGUAGUGCAAAUUAUGAACACAUGUGUUUCUUCUAAGUGUGCUCCAUAUAAUAUCCAUCUUCAUUGUGGUUGGUUUGCUUCUGCAAGAAUAAUCAACCCGAAAUUGUUCAAGAGACUUUCUUUUGAUGAUUGUUUGGUGAAUGGAGGAAAACCUUUAACCUCUAGCCAAAUCAUAAGAUUCACUUAUUCUAACUCCUUCUUGUAUCCUCUUGCUUUCAAGUCUGCUAAGUUUUGCUGACUCCGAAAAAGCGUCCGAAUAUAUUUUCUUGCGAAAAAAAGCAAACAAGAAUUCACAGACACUUCAAAAAAACGUAACCAGUUAUCCAGAAUAACCAAGUGAUUUGACUCGAAUGGUUAACGAGCUUUUGUUAAGGACGGAUCGUUCAGGAGAAUGCGAAUUCGGUUUCUGGCUGAAGCAAUCUUGACCAGACUCUAGGCCCCUACAUUGAGAAUAUUGGACUUUCCAAGUCAAAUGCUUCUGUGGUGAGGUUGUAACAAUGGUUGCAUGUUCCAUGAAGUUGUUAGAAAUCUCUUCAUUCUGCUUCCUGUGUAUUUGUUUAUUUUUCUUUGAUAGGUUCUGAAUAAACAGUGUUUAGUAUGAUGAUUAUAUAAGUGUUUAGUAUCAAAAAGACUAGGUUUGACAACACAGAAGAAAUUUGCAAGAAACAAGAAAAAAAGAUGUUAACUU
This is a messenger RNA of Vicia villosa (hairy vetch), 955 nucleotides long. RefSeq names its product TPD1 protein homolog 1-like. Gene Ontology annotation, biological process: cell fate determination. The record is from RefSeq and is a predicted model, not a curated record. The transcript is spliced from 3 exons. NCBI's taxonomy places the organism in Eukaryota, Viridiplantae, Streptophyta, Magnoliopsida, Fabales, Fabaceae. The coding region runs from base 62 to 505 and encodes 147 amino acids.